GUAAACGCACUGAGAUUCAGACAAAUCAUCAAGGUUGAUUCCCGGAGCAGCAGCAAUACGUUGUGACAUCCGAAUCGAAAUGCUUGCACAUAGAUAGUAUUCUAGACACUGAUGAAUUGGUCGAGAUAUGCUAGCGGUCAGAACGACUGACCAGGGGGAAAUAAAUAGUAACAUAUGACGGACUGCCUGGUGGUUCUACAACACUGUUGAUUCUCGCUCACCUCGGACAAGAGACGAUUAUAACCGGCUCUGGUUUUACCUUACGACACAGAUAGCCUGCAGUGGACAUAAUCGCACCAUUUCCCUGCUUACUUGGAAACUUGCUUACGCCAUCUCCGUCAUUGUUUUGAUGUCAUCCUUAUUCAAUACGCCGCAUGUAAGUCGCGCUUCGGUACAGUUACAUUCUAGAAUGAGUAACUACCGACUUGGUGCAAUGUGGUAUCUUUAUUGCACCUACCUAGAACGGAUGAGCCACAGUAAAACGACAUUCAAGCAAACCGAAAAUCCCAUUACCAGAACAUGAGGAAGGUGUUGCGAAUCCAAGGCAAAUUUGAUCGAUGCGAAUUCCAUGGACUGCUCAAAAGGGCGGUUUCUCAGGUGCUGGAGAAGGCACUAUAGUAGGCGGAAUAGAAGCACCAUGACUUCUCAUUCACCGAUGGAGCACCUUGACCAAACGGAGUCUCAUUUCUUACUUCCUGACAUGAAUAACAGCAUAGACGCUGCACCGGAAACGCCUUUCGCUAAAUGCACAGAUAUUGAUUUGGAUCAGAAUUCUAAUCAGGGCGCUGAUGACAAUCCCUGCUCCGUUAGUGCUGUGAAUCCUAGUCGCCGUGAUUCACGCAUAAAACCUGAAACCAUCCUAGCUCGCGUAGGUUCCUUCACAAGUAUCACGGGACCUGUGAGCUUGGAGGAUAUAUUCGAAUAUGAGUGGGCUGAUAGUGAUUCAGAAGCACCCAAUGACAAUUCGAAGGAAUCAUAUGUCGUCCAGGAAGUAUUGGCUGAUUACUUGAAGAUUAAAUCGUUCAAGCGCAAGUACCCGGAUUUAUCGCGACGCACUAUGGACGCUUACGAACGAUCGUGGCUCCAGCAAGAGGGUCUUGUCCCACCAGGUAGAGCUGAUCUGGGUUUGACGGCUCUUAGGACAGAUGAGGUGAUGAAGCUACUUCAAUUAGACUAUCCGGAUGUUCAUAACGCACUCAACGACCUCUUUCGUCGCCGUCGGUUCCAGCAGGCUGCUGAUUUACAAAAGCGUCAGUAUGAGGCUGCUCGUAUUGAACGUGGCGAGGCUCGCGCCGAGGCUGCUCGACGACGUGCUUUGGAUUCUGCGGCCGAUUUCAAUCACCGGCUAAUCAACGAACGCUUAACUAACCGUCGUUGCUACUGGGACUUGCAAACUAUGCAAAUACAUUUGCCUCAACGAGUCUACAAGCUGCUGGAACCGCGUCAUCACUCUAAAGGGGCUUAUCCAGUUGCCGUGAUCCCCGGACAGUUUGCCGAACACUAUGAAGUCUACACACCGAAACAGUUGAUGCACUUUCCUCUUUCCCGAUGUCUGUACUCCCAGCCAAGUAGAAGACAUCGCGAGCCACCCCCACUUCCAACCGAUCUCCGUUUUGGAUCUCUUCGGCCCCCGGUGGUGAGCUUACCGGAACCAGUUCCCAGGUCCGCCGCUGAUGAGAUUGAUACCACAGACGGGUCAGCGGCGUGCAUGCGCACUACGACCAAAGACUUCAAGACUGAAGACGGACACGACACGAAAACAUCUUUAUCCGGUGAGCCUGACGCUGCCUCUGUCGUGACCAGCGGAAGCCGGGGUACUGUGAAACCAUGUGGGAAAUCGUCGAAUACGGAAACAGUUCAAUGUAUGAUCUGUAAACAGGACGCCGAAGUGUAUCUAACCUGCGCUGAAUGUGGCCAUACCGGACAUCUGAAGUGCUUAGAAAUAUCUGAAGAUAUGCUCUCCAGUGUGAAAAGCUAUCAGUGGUCGUGUAUGGAAUGCAAACGUUGUGUGGAAUGCUCAGAUUCCGGACACGAAGAACAAAUGAUGUUCUGUGAUCUUUGUGACCGUGGAUAUCAUGCGUUCUGUGUUAGCUUGAAGAAAAUCCCACAAGGACGUUGGGAAUGUCCGCUGUGUACCGGAAAGCCGAUUGCUCUGGUUAAGAAACGCUCUCGCACUCGCAACCGCGCUCGAACUCGUACAUCCAAGACUCACAGAUCUCGUUCCACAUCGACCGGUACCAGGAAACCAAGGAAACCUAGGAAGAGCUUCGCUGAUAUCUCUCUUGUUAUUGGUAACAAUCAAGAGGCGAAACCUAAACGGAAGCCCAGAAAGAGCAAGAAAAAGAUUGCGCAAGACGCAGUUAUGGCGGACACUUCCGUGUCCACCCCAGCUACUGUGGCGGACACAAUUGACGGAUUCCAUCCCAGCCCGCCACCUGUCCCUACACCCGAGAAACGUAAACGAGGUCGCCCCCGCUUGUCCGAUGUUGACUCUUCAUCCACCAAACGGCCAAGACGACCUAGACAGCGGAAAAGAGCGAAACCAGAGGUUCCCGAUGUUGUUUCUGACUUGAAUUUGCGGGCCGAUACCUCGUCGCCUGUUCAUCAUUCAACGGAAUCUCGCUUAGUGAGAAGUCCAGAACACCGUCCCACUUCCUCUCCUGCCCGUACGCCGGCUGAAAGUGACGCCGAGCAGACUUCGAAGGUGGAUACUCCCACCACAGAGGAAGAAAUCACCACACUUCCCACACUCUCUCCAUCGUAUGGUAAUACAGCAGAGCCCAAGGAACUUCCCGAAAUCACCCACUCGCCUACAGGCUGAUAACCCUCUGUUGUCUUGCCGUCUUCCUGUCCAUACAGAUCCACUUGUAUCUUAUAUAUGUCCGUUGUUGUAUUAGUUUUUCCAUCAUGCUUGUACAUAUUUGACUUUGGUUCCACACUAUACUUUUGUUCAUCUUCUUUGUUGUUGCUGUGUAUACCUUAGCUUUCUUCGUGUUUUCAAGUUCCAAUCUCCAUCCCAUUGUUUAAUCCUAUCAUUUCCUAAACCGUAUCAUCAGACAGUCCAUUUGGCUUGGCUUUUUUUUACCUCUUCAUCGAGUGACGAUGUAGCGGUCGAUACCAUGAAUUCUUCUGGACUUCCCGUCUCGACCGCAGCUGCGUGGCACUGAUACUUUUUUCCUGUUCGUGCACACGAUAGUGUGUUUAUCGCUUUUCGCUCUCCGGGCACCUAUUUCCUGAGCAUUCGAACGCCGUUUUCCACUGAGUCUGUCGCUGUAAACGGUUACAUUCGACGCGAUUCGACCACAUCGCCGUUACAAGACCAUUGGUGGAAUCUU
Messenger RNA from Dicrocoelium dendriticum, 3335 nucleotides. NCBI's taxonomy places the organism in Eukaryota, Metazoa, Platyhelminthes, Trematoda, Plagiorchiida, Dicrocoeliidae. The record is from the annotation of a GenBank genome assembly.